AUGGCCAACCUCGGUGUUCCCGUCAAGCUUCUCCACGAGUCUUUGGGGCAUAUCAUCACGGUGGAAUUGAAGACUGGCGAGAUGUACCGCGGAAAGUUGAUGGAAGCCGAAGAUACCCUCAACAUCGCUCUCCGUGAAAUAACCGUUACCGCCCGGGACGGUCGAGUCUCUCAGCUGGAACAGGUGUACAUCAGGGGAAGCAUGAUCAGAUUCAUCAUUGUGCCGGAUCUGCUUGCUCAGGCGCCUAUGUGA
Molecule: messenger RNA, 252 nt
Organism: Cryptococcus wingfieldii CBS 7118
Lineage: Eukaryota; Fungi; Basidiomycota; Tremellomycetes; Tremellales; Cryptococcaceae
Product: small nuclear ribonucleoprotein D3
Exons: 3
Coding region: 1-252 (83 amino acids)
Biological process (GO): spliceosomal snRNP assembly; RNA processing
Cellular component (GO): U5 snRNP; U4 snRNP; precatalytic spliceosome
Molecular function (GO): RNA binding
Source: RefSeq, a predicted model, not a curated record